This is a messenger RNA of Gambusia affinis (western mosquitofish), 1369 nucleotides long. RefSeq names its product adenine phosphoribosyltransferase (gene aprt). The record is from RefSeq and is a predicted model, not a curated record. Gene Ontology annotation, molecular function: AMP binding; adenine binding; adenine phosphoribosyltransferase activity. Lineage: Eukaryota; Metazoa; Chordata; Actinopteri; Cyprinodontiformes; Poeciliidae. Gene Ontology annotation, biological process: AMP salvage; adenine salvage. Gene Ontology annotation, cellular component: cytoplasm. The coding region runs from base 116 to 661 and encodes 181 amino acids. The transcript has 5 exons.
GAGAAAAAGAAGACGAUCCCAGCGCAUGCCCGCUGUGCCACAUGUGGAGCGGUAGCCGUCAGACCAGACAGCAAAGAUUACCAGUCUGUGAUCAGCUCUGAUCGGGUCAGGAAGAAUGGCAGCAGGACCGGAAGCAAAACUGCAGCUGGUCCAGAAACACAUCCGAGCUUUUCCAGACUUCCCAAAGAAAGGGAUCCUGUUCAGAGACAUUUGUCCCAUCCUGAAGAGUCCAGCUGCCCUCACAGCAGUAACUGACCUGUUUGAAGAACAUGUGAGGAGCCGUCAGCUGCAGGUGGACCUGCUCGUUGGUUUGGACGCCCGUGGGUUCUUGUUUGGGCCCCUGCUCGCCCAGAGGCUGGGCGUUGGCUUCGUCCUGGUUAGGAAGAAAGGCAAGCUGCCCGGAGCCACGGUCAGCCUGGCUUAUGACCUGGAGUACGGCACGGCGGAGUUAGAGAUCCAGGAGGAUGCAGUGGCUCCAGGCCAGAAGGUUCUGAUAAUUGAUGAUCUUUUAGCUACAGGGGGGACGCUGCUUGCAGCCUGUGAGCUAAUGAAGAAGCAGCAGGCGGACAUCCAGGGCUGCAUGGUGGUCAUCGAACUCAAAGACCUGAAGGGAGCUGACCGUCUGAAGCCUCACAAUGUCUUCUCCCUUCUCCAGUACUGAGGAGCAGCACAGCGCCCCCUGUGGUUCGCCAGGACCACUGCGGCAUCUCCUGGUGACUACAGCCAAGAAAACAAGAAAGCCCCUAAGAGCUUAUCCUGAACCCCCGCUCCCUUUACACACCCUGGAUAAUGAAAGAGACUAACUUAGCGUUAAAUGUCUAAAAGUGGUCGACAGCACAGAUGGAUGGAAUUAAUCAUCCAUAAACUCUAUUCCAAUUGAAUUGUUGUAUCAGGACCAAAGCUCCCUCCUGCUAUAUGGAGCUGAGAUUUUCUUCUGUUCAGAUGCUGAAUCUUCUUCUUCUCCUUCUUCUCCUCCUUGAGGUCCUAGAUGGUUUACAUCUAGGAUUAGGUAUCAAGUCCUAGAUGGUUUACAUCUAGGAUUAGGUAUCAAGUCCUAGAUGGUUUACAUCUAGGAUUAGGUAUCAAGUCCUAGAUGGUUUACAUCUAGGAUUAGGUAUCAAGUCCUAGAUGCAAACCAAACUGUUUCUUCAUCUAUAAGAUAUAAAGUUUCAGGUUUAAAAUGACUUGAUGAUUUAAAGCUGGUGAGUCAAACUCAUUUUCAUUUUGGGCCCCAUCAAGAUCAUGAAUGUCUUUAAAGGGACGAUUGUGGCAGAACGUAUAGAUAAAAGUACCUUUUAGUAAAGUUUUAAAAUAUAGCUUUCUCUGGAUUCAGUUUGUAAUUCUUAAUAAAUAUUUUUGUUUUAUUAAA